Molecule: messenger RNA, 1788 nt
Organism: Rhododendron vialii
Lineage: Eukaryota; Viridiplantae; Streptophyta; Magnoliopsida; Ericales; Ericaceae
Exons: 3
Coding region: 1-1788 (595 amino acids)
Molecular function (GO): nucleic acid binding; RNA-DNA hybrid ribonuclease activity
Source: RefSeq, a predicted model, not a curated record
AUGGGUUGCAAACAUUGUGUCGUCCCAAAAAAGGAUGGGAGGAUUAGAGUCUGUGUUGAUUUUAGAGAUCUGAACAAAACAGGGGAAAAGACCACCUUCAUCACUGAGUGGGGUACUUAUUGUUACUGCGUCAUGGCUUUUGGGUUGAAAAAUGCAGGGCCAACAUAUCAGAGGGCUGCUACGACCCUGUUGCACGACAUGAUUCACAAGGAGGUCGAAGUAUACGUAGAUGACAUGAUUGUUAAGGCAAAGAAGCGGGAAGAUCAUCUCUCUGAGCUGAGGAGGUUCUUUGAAAGGAUUCGAAAGUACAAAAUGCGUCUGAAUCCACUAAAAUGCACGUUUGGUGUCAUGGUUGGGAAAAUGUUGGGGUUUAUGAUCAGAGCCCAUGGGAUUGAGGUAGACCCUUCCAAGAUCAAAGCUAUUCUCGAGAUGGAACCUCCACAAUCUGAAAAGGAGGUACGCGGUCUCUUGGGAAAAAUCCAGUUCAUUAGCCGGUUCAUCGCUAAGUUGACUUCAACAUGUGAGCCAACGUUUUGCCUGCUUAAGAAGGAUCUAAAAUUUGAAUGGAAUGAUAGGUGCCAGAAAGCCUUUGAGGCUAUUCAAAAGUAUCUCCAAAAUCCCCCAAUCCUGAUGCCGCCUAUUCCAGGAAAACCUUUGAUCUUUUACCUCUCUGUCACGCCCUCAGCAAUGGGGUGCAUGAUGGCACAAGAAGGAGAAGAUGGGGUUAAAAGGGCAAUCUAUUACCUAAGCAAGAAUAUGGUGGGUUGUGAAGAACGAUACACGCCACUGGAGAAGACAUGUUGGGCACUCAUGUGGGCCACAAAGAAAUUGAGACGCUACAUGCUUGCUUAUUCGCCAGCACUUACCGGUAAGUUAGCACGUUGGUUACUCUUAUUGGCCGAAUUUGAAAUCAAAUAUGUCACUCAAAAAUCGGUAAAAGGGAGAGCGAUCGCUGAGUUCUUGGCGUAUCGUCCGAUCGAAGGUCCUGAGCACACAGAAUUUCAAUUCCCUGACGAGGAUGUAAUGGAAACAAAAGAUGAAACAUGGACCUUGUAUUUUGAUGGGGCAUCUAACCAGAAAGUAUUUGGCAUUGGUGUUCUAUUGGUAUCGCCAGAAGGAUCACACAUCCCUCUUGCGUUCAAGUUGAAUUUUGAAGUAACUAACAAUGAAGCAGAGUAUGAGGCAUGUAUUGUAGGAAUGAGAGUAGCAUUGGAAAUUGGGGUCAAAAUCUUAGAAGUUGUAGGUGACUCAAACUUGGUGGUGUCCCAAGCAAAUGGCGAAUGGAGGGUAAGGGACAAAAAGAUGAAGCAAUAUCACCAAGAGCUCGACAAUCUUAUUCUCAGGUUUGAAAGAGUUACAUUUACACAUGUGCCGAGGAUGCAGAACCAUUUCGCAGAUGCACUGGCAACCUUGGCAUCUAUGCUUGAAUUACCAAUCAGGGAGAAAUUGAGACCAGUCAUGAUCGAACAAAGGGGUAAACAUGUGUACGAAUACGUCAUGAACAUUGAAGACCUGGAAGAUGGGUUACCAUGGUAUCAUGAUAUUUGGAAUUUUGUCGAAAAGGGGGAGUUUCCCGCAGAGGCAACUAAAAAGGAUCAGAUUGCGUUGCAAUGCUUGGCAUCUCAAUACAUCAUUUGUGGAGGACAAUUGUACCAGCGAUCUCCAUGUGGAGUUCACAAGUUGUGUAUUCAUGGAAACGAUGCAAGGAAAGUGAUGGAAGAAAUUCAUGAAGGAGUUUGUGGACCCCACAUGAAUGGUACGAUGCUUGCUAAAAGGGUCUUGAGAUAA